GGAGGAGGAGGAGGAGGAAGGAGGAGCCGCCACCGCCGCCGCUCCCCCCCGGGCCGGCGCCGGGGAUGGUGUUGGCCGCGGAAGCCGGGCCCUGACGCCGCGCUCAGGUGGGAAGCAGCAGUAAUGCUAACGCUGGCAAGCAAGCUGAAGCGGGAUGAUGGUGUCAGAGGCCCCCGUGCGUCCAACCCAGCGUCUGACUCCACUCGCAGGGUGUCUGUCCGGGACAAGCUACUCGUUAAAGAGGUUGCAGACCUUGAAGCUAAUUUACCUUGUACAUGUAAAGUGAAUUUUCCUGACCCAAACAAGCUCCAUUACUUUCAACUAACUGUAACCCCAGAUGAGGGCUAUUACCAAGGGGGAAAGUUUCAGUUUGAAACUGAAGUUCCUGAUGCCUACAAUAUGGUGCCUCCAAAGGUAAAAUGUUUGACAAGAAUCUGGCACCCAAACAUUACAGAGACAGGAGAAAUCUGCCUAAGUUUAUUGAGAGAACACUCAAUUGAUGGCACUGGCUGGGCCCCAACUAGAACCUUAAAGGAUAUUGUCUGGGGGUUAAACUCCUUAUUUACUGAUCUUUUGAAUUUUGACGAUCCUUUGAAUAUUGAGGCUGCAGAGCAUCAUUUGCGUGACAAGGACGACUUUCGGAAUAAAGUUGAAGAUUACAUUAAGCGCUACGCGAGAUGAUGAAGGGAGAUGGAUGGCAGCAGCACAGCUCCGCUCCAGGGUUAUCCUUAACUUCAACAGCAGCCAAACCAGCCCGGAUUGUACCAGUCCUGUGUCCAUGUUGUACUGAAGAAGAAAACUAACUUCAUAACCUGUUCAUGUUCAAAGGAGAGUUCAGCAUAAAUACAGCGAGAAAUUGUGUCUGUUGGUUGAAAAAGUUGUCUGCUUCCUUUUACAAAUGUUUACUCUUCUGAACUGUACUGUAUAUCCUGUUGAUGAGAUAUGCUUGAGAAGUUAAAAGAAAUCACUAUUGAAAUUGUAAUUACACUUUUUUUUUUUUUUAAACUCUUGCCUAAUCUGGAGGGGGGAAGGAAAAAAAGAAAAACAAACCCAAAAAAGCCAAGCAGAAAAGGUGGCGUGUUUUUGGAACACUUUGAGUUGGCAAUAAAUGGUCUCCUGUGAACCAAAUCACAAAA
This is a messenger RNA of Cyanistes caeruleus (blue tit), 1136 nucleotides long. RefSeq names its product ubiquitin conjugating enzyme E2 F (putative) (gene UBE2F). Lineage: Eukaryota; Metazoa; Chordata; Aves; Passeriformes; Paridae. The record is from RefSeq and is a predicted model, not a curated record.